Messenger RNA from Danaus chrysippus (African queen), 1230 nucleotides. Lineage: Eukaryota; Metazoa; Arthropoda; Insecta; Lepidoptera; Nymphalidae. The record is from the annotation of a GenBank genome assembly.
AUGAUGUCUUUCGAAAUAUCCCUUCUGCAGUUUGUUGCUUUUUUGGAUUUACUUGCUGUUGGAUUGAUAGUACCAUUAAUUCCUAACCAUGUUAAGCAAAUGGGUGGUAGCCAAUUAUAUAUUGGCCUUCUUGGAUCCAUUUAUGCUAGUUUCCAACUGGGAUCAGGCCCACUUAUUGGAAGUUUAAGUGAUAUAAGAGGACGGAAACCAAUAUUAUUCCUAACACUACUAGUAUGUAGUGUUUCUUAUAUGACUUUGGGUUUAACAUCGUCUAUUGCAAUUAUAUUUGUAUUGCGGGCUGUUUUAGGCCUGUUUAAACAAACACAAUUAUUAACUAAGGCAUUGGUACCUGAUUAUGAGAAAGUGGAAAGCAAACAGUCCCAAAUAUAUGGUAAAAUGGCAGCAAUAUCAGGAGUUGGAAUAACAUUGGGACCAAUUUUUGGUGGUCACAUUGUUGAAGACUUUCCUCAUUAUGGAUUCACUAUUAUCGGUGCAAUUGUUAGCACCUUCUUUUUAAUAAAUACAGGAUUGAUAUACAUGCUGCCGAAAACUGAUAGUACAAUUAAAACUAAAGCUCAAACAAAAAAUGCAUCACAGAAUUUCCUCCAAUCAUUACUUUCUUGCAGUAAACAGACUUUUCUUGAGUUAUCCAAAGUGGAAUGGCCAAAAUAUUGGAAAAUUUUUAUGUUUCAAGCCUUAAACAGUUUUGCCAUGGGUGUUUAUUACUCUAGUUAUGCAUUAUAUCUAAAAACACAGUUUGGUUUAACUCCAAAGAAUAUUGGAUAUGUGGUGUCAAUACAAGGAGUUAUUGGUGCAAUAUCCUCCUUUCUGAUGGGUCGCAUAAAUAGUUUAUAUGUUCACGACAAGGACUAUAGUAUACGUAAUAAUCAUGUAUUUUUAUUAUUAAGCAUGUCCUUAUUAGGGAUAUGUUUGGCAUUCAAUAUUUAUAUGUAUUCAAUGUUAUUAAUUCCAUUAGCUGUAGGUAAUGCGGUGGGAAGACUAGUAACUCUAGAAAUGGUGCUAAAAAGAAGUAAAGGGGAUCAUAGGGGAACUUUGAUAGGAGCUUCCAAUAGUGUAAGAUCAUUAACUGGUGUUGUGGCACCAAUGGUGGCUGGUUUUAUUGGAGAAUUCUUUGGUAUUUCAUAUGUAUUAUAUGCAUCAUUCUUUUCAACAUUUGUUGGACUCAUAUUCAGUUAUCAGUUUAGAAGUAAACAGAGUAAAGUGGAUUAG